AGAGAAUCUCCCUGGCAUCGUCAAUGUAGAAACGGGUUGAAGUGCAUGUCCUCCGUACUGGUUCAACAUGUUUCGGCUCAUUCUCUACGCUACCUUUAUUCUCGGCGCCCUUUCAGGUCAGACAAAAUAUCCUAGUCAUGGAGAAGGAGCGGCCAAAGCCAUCGCAGCGCGACAACAACUUGAAAACUGCACACCGUAUUGCAAGGUUGAGGUUAAACCCGUAUAUACGUUUACGUGGUAUCCAAUGGAAUUUUCCACGACGGUCGUGGCCGCUACCGUAAUUGAAAUUGUAAACACACUGGCGGGGACAACCAGAACUUCCACAAUAUCCAACGAUCUCCCAAGCGGAUACACUCCUCCCGCGACGAAUGACGAUGGGACCCAAGUGACAACAGUUACAUAUAGUCAGCAAGGCACGACAAAGACCACCGUCCUGGCUUUUCCGACCAGUUUCACCUCCUGGGCUGAUGGAUACACCUGGCAAGGGAGGCUACAAACCGAAAAAGAUGACGAGACAGCCUGCGUGACCGCGAUCAUACCCUCAUUUGUCCCGUUUGAGUCCUUCCCACAGCCAACUUCGAUAUCGAUGCCAACUCAUCCGUCCGGACCGGAUCCAAAAGGUCUCCUCUUCAAGCCCACGUCAAUAGAUUUGGGAGCGGGAGCAUAUGUGGAAGCCUUUCCUGACGAGGGUGCUCUGCAGACCUGCUCCCUCAAACGCUACCCGCUUCCCUUGGCAGUGGAGCCGACUACCCGAUUUUUGAGCAAGACCAUAACGUAUUUUGAAGGUGGGAAGGCUGUAAGGCAGGCAGAAAGUUCUUCCCAUCCGGCAACUCCAACCUCGGCGGCCUCAAAGGCAUUGUCCCACUAUUGGACUAUCCUUUUUUCCUGCCUCACCUCUGCACUGGGGAUCAUUUUGAUGUAGAUAUAACUCGACGUUAGGCGCU
This is a messenger RNA of Coccidioides immitis RS, 944 nucleotides long. RefSeq lists its product as uncharacterized. The record is from RefSeq and is a predicted model, not a curated record. Bases 68 to 922 code for a protein of 284 amino acids. The transcript has 4 exons. Lineage: Eukaryota; Fungi; Ascomycota; Eurotiomycetes; Onygenales; Onygenaceae.